Vigna radiata var. radiata (mung bean) is the source of this 1053-nucleotide messenger RNA. RefSeq lists its product as uncharacterized. The record is from RefSeq and is a predicted model, not a curated record. Lineage: Eukaryota; Viridiplantae; Streptophyta; Magnoliopsida; Fabales; Fabaceae. The transcript is spliced from 2 exons. The coding region runs from base 1 to 1053 and encodes 350 amino acids.
AUGGAGGGACGAAAUCCUAUACCUGAUGAUCAAGCUGAAGGACUGCACCCUUUCACGCCAAGAGUAAUGAGAGCGAUCAUACCAGAAAACAAAAUGCUUCCUUUGAUGGAGAAAUAUGGAGGCUUAUCUGACUCGGUCAAACACUUGCGAUCUUUUGUGGAUGCUAUGGUUGUGUACUCGUCGGACGAGUUAGUAUGGUGCAAAUUUUUUUCCCUUUUACUGAAGGAAGAAGCGUUAGAUUGGUUUCAUUCCUUGCAACCGGGAACAAUCGACAGUUUUGCCGUACUUAGGCAAUUGUUUACCCAACAGUACGCUUCAAGCAAAACACUUGGAGUGACAUACACAACUCUGGUGAGAAUGAGACAAGGACGAGAUGAGUCCCUCAAGGUGUUCAUGGAUAGAUUCAAUCGUACCGCUCGGCAAGUAAAAAACGUAGAUCAAAGAUUGAUCGUAAGUGUGCUAACGGCAGCACUAAGACUUGGCCCAUUUUGUGAUUACUUGCAUGCAGAAGAACCUCAGAGUAUGGAUGAGUUACAAAACAGGUUGGCAAGUUUUAUUCGAAUAGAGGAGGGAAGAGCACAUCAACGAGGAAGAGAGGAAAUUGAACCGAUGGUCCGAGCGGGCAGAGAUAGGGGCGCUGGACAAUCGUUCGGGAGAAAUGAUAGAAGAGGCGGUCAUCGAAGUAGGGACCAAACCAAAAUCCAACAAUAUGUCCAUCACACCCCAUUGAAUGCGCCCCGAGCAAGGGUAUUGGAGGAAGCUCUAAGAGUCGACCUUAUGGCUGUAGUUCAAAUACCAACACUAGUAGGGGCUGAUGAGAGUAAGUACUGUCGGUAUCAUCAGAACCGAGGACAUACAACGGAGGAUUGUGUCACAUUAAAGGACAAGUUGGAAACUUUGGUCCAGGCGGGACAUCUACAAAGGAUGAUCCGAUGGUCAUAUGAUUGCUCGAUACCAAGUCGGGAAAGUUUUGGGUUUUAUGUUGACUUCGCGAGGCAUAGAGGCCUAUCCGGACAAAUGUCGAGCCGUUCGGGAGAUGAGAAGCCCAAGUAA